Messenger RNA from Amoebophrya sp. A120, 350 nucleotides. The record is from the annotation of a GenBank genome assembly. NCBI's taxonomy places the organism in Eukaryota, Dinophyceae, Syndiniales, Amoebophryaceae.
CUUUGCGAUGUUGGAUGGCGAUUCGUAUCGUAUCAACAGAAGGCAAGACGCUGCAGCCCCCAGCGGCGCCAGCGUUCGGGCUGGCGCUCCAUGCCGCGCAGGGGGCUACUUGGACGGGCCUCAUUUGUCUUGGAUUCGGGAGCCGCCGCCGCGUCCGGGGCCGCGGGUAGCUCCGCACCGCGAUGGCCCGGGCAAAUGGGCGCAGGGCUAGAGGCUCAGCGCGUGAGUUCGGCAGAUUGCGCGAACCCGGGGGCCUGCGAUUCUUGGCGCGGUUUUCUGGCCUACCUCGCGGCCCUGCCUUCUGCCGCGGCCUGCCGCACUAGAUAGUAGACCCGUGCGGGCGGUUCGAU